Messenger RNA from Octopus sinensis (East Asian common octopus), 1897 nucleotides. RefSeq lists its product as uncharacterized. Lineage: Eukaryota; Metazoa; Mollusca; Cephalopoda; Octopoda; Octopodidae. Bases 225 to 938 code for a protein of 237 amino acids. The transcript has 6 exons. The record is from RefSeq and is a predicted model, not a curated record.
AAUUUUGCUGUAUUAAUUAUUUCUCUCCUCAUUCUUUCAUUGUUUAGUUUGUUUCUGUUUGUGGAGGUUGUUCGACCACAGAAGAGGCUUAAAACACUUACAGUUCAUAUCUUGGCUAACUUUUCAUUUUAUUUCUAUUUUCUCCCGUUCAACCAAGGAACCAUCAAUUUGAAACUAUUUCCUAAUUUUCUCUUUUCUUUCUUUUUCUACUUAUUGAACUGAAAAUGGGAAAAGAAUGCAAAGUGAAGAAAAAAGAGAAACGUUUUCCUCCAUGUGAUUGUGUCAGCUAUAGUUCACCACCGAGCGAGAACAAUGAUUCAUGUUCACUAUGCUGCAUCAAAAAAUUUUGUUCAAGAGGAAAAAGGAACAAACGCCAUGGUCAGACACAACAGCAGACUGAUGAUGAUCAACAAAGGAAUGAUGAUGAGUGUGCACCAUGCUACAUCGAAAUUAAAUCUUCUAAAAAACACCAAUGCCAUACGAUCUGGCCCAAAGGAUCUGGGUGUUGGAGCGAGACGGAAUUGGAAAAAUUUUUCAAAACCUUCUCGGAAAAGGAAUCACCAACAACCAAAAAUCUAACACUGGUUGCUUCUUUGGCCACACUUUUGGUAUUAGCGAUCAUAUUUAUUCUCUUCUUAAUUUUAUGGAUAUCAUUUAGACGAAAACGAAACUCAACUCCAGAUGAUAAAUUCGCCAGUUCAAAUGUUCAAAAUGUAAAUGAGAAAAAUCAUCCGUAUGAAGAAAUCGAUGAAACCACGACAACUAUUUCCUUCUGCAAUAGUAGUAUAGUGAAUAAAAACACUGCAACAACAACAAACCCAAGAAACAUCGGUGAGGAAACAUAUGAAGUCCUAGAAGAAGAGUCUUCUCCAAGAUAUGAUAAACUGGCUUUUAACGAACUGGAAAUUGUGAACAAUGAGAACAGAAAUAACUCUUAAUCCCGUCGUUGAAAAAUAAAAUCUACUGGUGAUAACGAUACGUUUUAUAACUUAAUAAUUAAUCAAAAUCUGUUACUAGUAACAAUCUGUUACUGUUCGAUAACCAAAACCUAUCGAUAGAUGAUAACAAUGCCUUGAUGGUUUUCAAUAUAAUAUAUCACGUGAUACCAUUAUUGGGGUUAUCUCACUUCCUUUUUGUUUUUACAUUUUAAAAAUGUGAGAUUUCUUCCCUGAAGACAGGGGAAAUUGAUUCCAACGUCAGAUGAGACGAACCCCCGUCUUCAGGGAAGAAAUCCUAUAUUUGAGGUGUUGACAGAAGGGAGAUUAAAGAUGGAAUUACGAUGGAAUACGACUUUUCUUCAACCCUUUAAUUCUUGAUAUCAUUUCUAUUCUGUGUAAGUCGGACCUUUUUAUAUGUAUAUAUAUAUAUAUAUAUAUAUAUAUAUAUAUAUAAUGUAACACCUUGUUCAAGUGUCCUUUAUCACAAUUACAGACCGAUCCAAGGCACUGUAAAUUAAAUGGCAUAGACGGGUAAUCUCCAUAAGAUCGUCGGAUGAGCUUUAUCUGUUAUGGACUGGUAGACUUAAUCCCGCCAAUCGGUCCCUCACCACCACAUGGUCCCUGAUUGCUUUUAGCGAGGGAUACCCUUUUGCAAAUCAUUAUGUUACAUUGAGAUUAAACAGCAACAACUGGAUUUACAGAAUAAGAACUUAAAUAAAAGUUUAUUUCUGAGAAAGAUCUUUUUAUUGUAGCCUCCCUUCAUUGAAUAACCUCCCCUCGGAAAUGUUACUCUGAUGCGUAUUAAGUUGUUCAAAGUUAUUUCCCAUCUAUAGGAUUUAUUUAUCAUUAUCCUUUUAAUCCAGAUAUUUAUGUUCUUUUCACACAUCUGAUACGUAUUGAUCUCUUCCAUGACGUUUUUUUUUGUCUUUUUGUUAAAUAAAUUGAAUAGCAAAUGUGAA